Molecule: messenger RNA, 597 nt
Organism: Drosophila takahashii
Lineage: Eukaryota; Metazoa; Arthropoda; Insecta; Diptera; Drosophilidae
Gene: COX6B
Product: Cytochrome c oxidase subunit 6B
Cellular component (GO): respiratory chain complex IV; mitochondrion
Source: RefSeq, a predicted model, not a curated record
GUCACGCUGACAGCUCUCGAUACUUUUCGUCCAUCGCCAAUCUAUCGUCGGGCUCGUGAGAUUCUCGCCAGUUGAAAAUUUUUCGUCGUACUCUCGUAACAACAAAGCAGCGACAAAUCGUCAGACAGCAGCAACAUGUCCGCCUACAAGCUGGAGACCGCCCCCUUCGAUCCACGGUUCCCCAACCAGAACGUGACCCGCUACUGCUACCAGUCGUACAUCGACUUCCACCGCUGCCAGAAGAAGCGCGGCGAGGACUUUGCGCCCUGCAACUACUUCCAGAAGGUCUACAAGUCGAUGUGUCCCAACGCCUGGGUGGAGAAGUGGGACGACCAGCGCGAGAGCGGCACAUUCCCGGGCCGCAUCUAGAGAUCUAGAGGUCACCGCAACCCCAAACACCAACCCCAAAGCACACAGAGGACACGAUGGAUGGGCGGACGUAGCGAAGUAGCGACGUAGAGGAGUGUGGCCAUCAGAAUCCAGCAAUUGCAACAGAGACUACUUGUUCAUGUUUGUGCUUUCCCGAGCGAUGAAUGCAGAUUAUCGUCGUCAAAUACAAAUACACAAAUGUUCAAUUAACUGAAUUCUGAAUCCGAA